AUGUUCCGCGCACCCCUUCAUGCGAGGGCUGAGGAUUCCGAUCCCCACAAUAUCCACGAAAAGAUUUUGCUGGCUGCUAGGAGGUCAGGUGUCAUAUCUUUAAACGGCCGUGGACUUUCCUAUGUCCCACCAGUUAUCUGGACGUUGAACAAACACUUUUCAGAGGAGAAGCCCAUCAGUUUCGAAUCAGCUAGUGAUGACGAUAUUAAAUGGUGGGAGGCUGAACCCAUCACUCGACUCAAUUUAUUUGGUAAUUCCAUAAAAGAACUGCCUGGAGACGGUAUCUCUCAGUUAGACAGUCUCGUAAACAUAGAUAUUCGCGACAACGAAUUGACUGGUUUGCCCGAAGAAGUAGCAGCGUUAGUGAAUUUAAAACAGCUUCUAUUGAGCUCGAACCAAAUCACCACGCUACCAAAGACCUUCACACAGUUGACGACUCUAGUGCUGUUGGAUUUGGCGCACAACCGUCUCACCGCAUUACCUGAUGAUAUGGAAAAUCUCACAGCGUUGGAGAAACUCGACGUCUCAGAUAACCAACUGAGCCAAGUUUCACCCAACCUACCUCCUGCACUGAUCAGUUUAAAUCUCAGCAGAAAUCGGUUAAUUCGUCUUCCUCAAGGGUGGAUCCAAUCUUGUCCAGUGUUACGCGAAUUCAAUGCCUCCGACAACGACCUCGAAGAUGUUGGCAUCACCGAGGACCCAAAGCUACUCACUCUUACCAUUCUAACUCUUCACAAAAAUCAUCUUUGUACAAUACCCCUACUCAGGGCCUUUCCACGCCUCAAAGACGUAUCUCUUGGUGACAACCGAAUCGAUUCUUUCAAUUUGGAGCCUUUCCAAGGCCUUCACGAUUUAGCCACCCUUGAACUCAGUCGAAAUCGUAUUGCAGCUGUGCCAGACGGCAUUCCGAAGGCCCUACCUGCUCUGGCUCGAUUGGACCUCUCCAGUAACGAAAUCAAGAGCAUUCCAACUGAAUUGGGUUUUAUGGAGUCCCUAAAUGUACUAGUUCUGGGUGCCAAUCCACUUCGAAGCCUUGGACUAAAUGUCAUAAAUUCAGGCACAGAGGCUGUAAAGGCAUUGCUAAGGGAGCGUCACAGGCCAGAAGGCAUUCAAGUACCCAAAAAAGAAUCUUUGACAGCUCCUUGUGACAAUGAGACAGCAGUGUCCACAAAUCCCUACGAUCACCUACCGGCUGUGGUCGCAGGCUCCGGUGUUCUUGACUGGGGACGACGAGGGAAAAAGCAAACCGGUGGACAUCGAUUCGGUGCGCCUACAGAAGAUGAAUAUGACAAACUGCCACCGCUGGAUGACCAGGAGGUGUGGAGGGCAGUGGCGCUCAGGGGGCGUGAUGUGGACGUUGCAGUAAAGAAGAUAAUUCUCUCCAAUCGUGGGAUUGAAACCUUCCCUAUGGGUAUUAUGGCCUUUCAAGAUUCUCUGGCAGUUCUGGAUCUUUCCUACAAUAAGCUUUCACAACUUCCAAAUGAAAUUAGCUGUCUUUCAAGGCUGGAAAUACUCAGCCUAAGUAACAAUGUACUCACUUCGCUUCCAAUGAGCCUGUCCAAACUCUCAGCACUAGCAACGCUCGUUUUGGAUUUUAAUCCAGGGCUGGGACCUGAACUACCUUUAGAAAUCCUCUUUGUUGAGCCGCUUUGUCGGAGUCUGCAAGAAAUAUCAGCUCGUAGCUGUCGAUUGACACGUCUACCACCGGCUUUGGUGGUUUCUGUUGACCGGAUGCCACAACUACACACGCUGAAUGUCUCCGACAAUGAUAUUGGCGCUCUUGAACCGGAGCUGGGUCUUUGCACACAGAUUCAAAAUCUCCAUGUUACCGGCAACACUUUCAGAGUUCCACGGCCUGCGAUUGUUGCCAAGGGAACAGCGACAAUUUUGGAGUACUUGCGUUCGAGGAUCGCUGAAAGCACAGAUUCCUUCGACCUUACCGUCGGAAUAAUCGAAAUGACAACAAUUUCAAUAUGGGGUCUUUGUUUCCAACCCGUGCACGCAAUUCCUGCGUGCAGUGUGUCCGCUGGUGGAUGUUGGCCGGAAGGUGGCAUGGAAGAACACCAUUAUGGCGCAUUUUCGGGUCUCGGACACAUUGGCAUUUUAUCUGUACCUGAUAAUGACCAAUGA
This is a messenger RNA of Echinococcus granulosus, 2130 nucleotides long. RefSeq names its product Leucine-rich repeat-containing protein. The record is from RefSeq and is a predicted model, not a curated record. The transcript is spliced from 11 exons. Lineage: Eukaryota; Metazoa; Platyhelminthes; Cestoda; Cyclophyllidea; Taeniidae. Gene Ontology annotation, molecular function: protein binding. Bases 1 to 2130 code for a protein of 709 amino acids.